Molecule: messenger RNA, 791 nt
Organism: Annulohypoxylon truncatum
Lineage: Eukaryota; Fungi; Ascomycota; Sordariomycetes; Xylariales; Hypoxylaceae
Exons: 2
Coding region: 297-626 (109 amino acids)
Biological process (GO): regulation of DNA-templated transcription
Molecular function (GO): DNA binding
Source: RefSeq, a predicted model, not a curated record
CCUUCCCAUGCACCUCUCGCUCUAUCAAGCGUAGGGUCUGCAACUGAGCCGCGUUUGAUCACUAACGACAGGUUUGUAGAUGAUAUGUCGCAUACGACAUGUCUUCACCAUGAGCAAUCUUCAGAAUACUUAGUAAGAUAUAAGAUGCUCAAGCUUAAAGACGGAAAACUUUGAGUUAUCGCAAACGUGGCCUGCGUAGAAUAUAAAUAGGGGUUCAGGUAUCCUUCCGGGUGAGCCUCGUCUUCCCACGAUUACCUACCCCAAGCAGCGAACGAACCAGUACAAAACAGAAUACAAUGUCACAUAUCCCGAACAACACUGUCAUGCAAUUCAAAUCAGAGGAAUUCGCGCCGACUAGCAGUACGACAGAUAUGGAUGAUUGGCGUAAAGAACUGAUUGGGCCCAACUGGAAAAAAGGCGAGAUGAGACAGCGACACGUGAGCGUCCAGUGGUACAAAGCGGGAAUCCGGGUAGACAUUCGGAGAUGGUUCUCUAACUACGGCGAACUACAACCAGCUAAGGACGGUAUCUCCCUCAACGAGAAAGAAUUCGAAUGCUUGGUAUUAUUAGUCCCUGAAAUCCGGGCGCAGAUCACGCAGUUAAAGGCGCAGAAGAGGAAGGAUUGAACCAAGGUUACCUAUCCCAGUACCCACCUUACAAAUGAUGCAAUUGCAAUCCAUUAUCCAGAUUGAUUCAUAAUGAUAUUUCGCUUAGCUUAAAUAAUAUCUUUUCAAUAAACCUCACACCGAUCAAAACUCCGUCUUCAUCGUGCAUGUCGGCUUGAUCACCGA